Papilio xuthus (Asian swallowtail) is the source of this 3294-nucleotide messenger RNA. RefSeq names its product acyl-CoA synthetase short-chain family member 3, mitochondrial. Lineage: Eukaryota; Metazoa; Arthropoda; Insecta; Lepidoptera; Papilionidae. Bases 493 to 2544 code for a protein of 683 amino acids. Gene Ontology annotation, cellular component: mitochondrial matrix. The transcript has 12 exons. Gene Ontology annotation, molecular function: propionate-CoA ligase activity. The record is from RefSeq and is a predicted model, not a curated record.
AUAUUUAUUUAUGCAAAAGUUAAAAGCGUAUAUUUUUAUCUACCAGCAAAUCUGAAUAAACAACAAAAGUAAUUUACUAUUGAAAACUAUUCACAUGAAAAUAUGAGAAGAAGAAUAAUUUAAAUAACAGUGCAAUCAGUUGUUGUUAUCAAUUCUUUGCUGGAUCUUAGGGGAGGAAAUACACGUGCCGGAGUAUUGAAUCCAAGCGAUUGUUAUCGAGUUCAGAGGUUGGAUUCAUUGAAAUGCGGCAAUGCUAAUGAACAAAAUCAGUGGAGGAAGGCAAAGACUGCGCAGUGUAGAAGGCGACAGUAUAGGGCGAGGUUCGUGUACUAAGCGACAGUAUCGGGCGAGGUUCAUGUACUAGGCGACAGUAUCGGGCGCGGUUCGUGUACUAGGCGACAGUAUCGGGCGAGCAUUGGGCAGUAGGCGACAGUUUCGGCGAGCUACGUGCAGUAGGCGACAGUAUCGGGCUAGGUUUGCGCAGCCAGGAUCAUGUAUCAGGCAGAUGAAGGCAUCACUGGCUUACAGAAGAACAAAUUCGAAUCAUCGAUCAGUGAACUCAAGAAGAAGACCUUUGUAACCGCGGCAGAUAUAGAGAGCUAUGGCGAUAGUGGAGUGACAAAGGAAUAUGUACUAGCUCACCGCAGAUCCCUGGAGGACCCUGAGGGAUUUUGGGCGGAAGUGGGACAUGAGCUGGUCUGGACCAAGCCAUGGGACCGCGUUCUAGACAACACCAACCCACCUUUCACCAAAUGGUGGGUCGGCGGAGAGAUGUCGGUGUGUUACAACGCAGUGGACCGGCACGUGUUGGCGGGGCGCGGGGAACAACUCGCGCUCGUCCAUGACUCACCGCUUACCGAUACCGUACGACGGAUCACCUAUGCUGAGCUGUUGGAUCAGGUGUCGAGGCUGGCUGGCAAGUUGCGGUCAUUGGGUGUGGAGCGCGGCAGCCGUGUGCUCAUUUACAUGCCCCUCAUUCCGGAGGCGGUGAUCGCAAUGCUGGCUACUAUUAGAAUCGGAGCCAUACACUCCGUUGUCUUCGGAGGUUUUGCGGCGCGUGAGCUCAGAACUCGUAUAGAGCAUGCCGAGCCAACAGUCAUCAUAGCCGCAAGUUGUGGCGUUGAGCCUAACAAAAUAGUAAGAUACAAAGAUAUCUUGGACGAGGCACUAUGCCAGAGCUCUCACCAGCCGCGCGCCUGUGUCGUCUACCAACGACGGCGAGUACUCGAGUGUUCUUUGGAGUCCGGCCGCGAUGUCUGCUGGGACAGUGCUAUGGAUGCUGAACCUGCGCCCUGCGUAUCUCUAGAAGCUAAUGAGCCCUUGUACAUAUUGUAUACUUCAGGUACAACCGAUGACCCUAAAGGGAUACAGCGACCUAUCGGCCACGCGGCUACUCUAUGCUGGACAAUGCACGCGGUCUACGGCCUCAGCAAGGGCGUGUGCUGGACCGCCUCUGACCUCGGCUGGGUGGUCGGACACUCUUACAUCUGCUACGGACCUCUGCUCGCCGGUCUUACCUCUGUACUGUAUGAAGGCAAACCUGACAGAACGCCUGAUCCGGGACAGUAUUUUAGGAUAAUAGAACAGCAUCGUGUGAAUGCGUUAUUCACUAUUCCGACUGCAUUCCGCGUGCUGAAGCGAGUGGACCCCAAUGCCAAGUACUCGCGUCGCUACUGCAGCAAGACUUUGAAGACAGUCUUCAUUGCUGGAGAACACUGCGAUCAGGAUACUAGGAUAUGGGCUGAGAGAAUCCUAAACGUUCCGGUACUGAACCAUUGGUGGCAGACGGAGACCGGCUCACCCAUCACUGCCGCCUGCCUUGGCUACGGCGUGCAAUGUGUGCCCCCGCACUCCGCUGGAUAUCCGGUGCCCGGAUAUGACGUGCGUGCUCUGCGCGAGGACGGCACGGAAUGCCACCGCGGCGAGGUGGGCCGAUUGGCGCUCAAGUUGCCGCUGCCUCCCGGCUUCGCGUCAACUCUAUGGAAGGCCGAUGACCGCUUCAAGAAGGUCUACUUCGAAACUUAUCCAGGGUAUUACGACACGCAAGACGCGGGCUGGGUGAGCGCAGAGGGCGCCGUGUGGGUGGUGGCGCGCGCCGAUGACGUCAUCAACGUGGCCGGCCACCGGCUGUCAACGGCCGCGCUCGAGGACGUUGUACUCAAGCAUGCGCGCGUCGCCGAUGCCGUAGUUGUGGGCGCGCCGGAUCCUACCAAGGGCGAUGUCCCGUUGUGCUUGUACGUCAUGAGACCACCGCAAGAUGAUGAGGAGAUGGUAGAGGAAAGCGCAGUAACACAAGAGUUGAUAGCUCUCGUACGGCACCUAAUCGGGCCAAUCGCAUCAUUCCGGAAAGCGGUUGCAGUUCCCGCGCUACCCCGCACCAGGUCCGGCAAAGCACUACGAGGUGCUAUCGCGAAGCUCGCCAGGUCUCAGCUGGUUAGGCUACCACCGACUAUCGAAGAUGCCUCAGUUUUUAAGGAAAUCAAAACAGCUUUGCAGAAAUUUGGUUACGCGAUCGACGCACCUGAUCCUGAAAUUAGUACUUAAUGGAUUAUGGGGCGUAAAAAUUUACGAAUAUUAAAUGCGAAACUUUUUCUACCAAACAAGCUGUGACGUCAUCGGAUUAAGGUCUCGUGCCAUUGUGCAUGAAUUGUAAAAAGUAUUAGGUAAAUAUUCUGCUUGGUCUGGGCACUAAUAUUAGUUGUCUUUUGUAACAUUUUGAUUAGCUAAAUUGUGCAUUUAGACAUUGGAAUUUAUUAUAAAGGUCAGCUCAAUUAAUUAUUCAAGAGAACUUUUGUAUCGCCAGAAUAUUUAAUCAAAGGGUAAACGAAAACAAUCAUUUCUAAUUUUCACGAUUUCCGAAUUACUUUAAAAAAAUUAGCAUAGUAUUUUUUAUAUUUCCUAUUGUAAUGUGAAACAUAUUCUGCCAACACGACCAUACAACAUUUCUUUGGUCAUUAUAAGUUAAAAAUGGGAUUAGGCGAAAAUUGAAUAUAUUUAAAUUUUAAUUAAUGCAAGUAAAUGCAAACAUAUUGCCAAAAUAAGUUAUGGAACAUGCAGCAAGCAUCAACCUUUUAUUAUUUUUAUCUGUCGUAUUGUAGCCACAAGAGUGCUAUCGCAAAUUGCUGGUUCCGCCGGCAAGCAUCUUAAAAUUCAAUAAUGCUCUGAUGCUGUCCAAGUCCAAGAGAUAUGCUUGCUUCUUGUAUCUAUUAAAGUAACCAAAUAGUGUUUGUAUUUCAGGAAAUAAUCGAUUUUAGCUGAAUUUUAAACAAACUUGUAAAUGUAAAUAAAUAUUAA